UCGAGACGCAUCCGGAUGUGCAGGAGGUCUUCAUCCCCUUCAGAGGACUCCCGAUGGAGGAAGUGCAGCAGUCCAAAGAACUCCGCUCCCACGCACUCAGAGUAAUGGGUUUCGUGGAGAAGGCAGUGCGGAGACUGGAAGAGCCGGAAAAACUCGUCCCUCUGAUACAAGAGUGUGGCAAGAACCACUGCCAUUAUGGAGCGCAGAUCCAACACGUCGAGCUGGUGGGGCCGGAGUUCCUGAAGGCCAUUCAACCGGCCUUGGAGAGCGAAUGGACGGACGAGGUGGAAGAGGCCUGGGACCUCCUCAUGAAGAACACGCCUACGGGAUGCGACUGGCCAUGAUAGAGGAAAUAAAGAAGGGAUAAAAGGAUGAAACUUUAGAUACGAGAGCGAAGUGUGGCUCUUUGGUCAAAUAAUAAAGGUGACUCAAAUUUUAAUAUUAUAAAACGUUAAAUGGGCGUCCGCACCACAGGAAGUGAAGAAAAUUUUUAAAAUGAGAAUCGUAGUAUACCUGAGCAUAAUAUGGA
This is a messenger RNA of Macrobrachium nipponense, 529 nucleotides long. RefSeq names its product cytoglobin-2-like. The coding region runs from base 54 to 344 and encodes 96 amino acids. Lineage: Eukaryota; Metazoa; Arthropoda; Malacostraca; Decapoda; Palaemonidae. Gene Ontology annotation, biological process: response to hypoxia; oxygen transport. The record is from RefSeq and is a predicted model, not a curated record. The transcript is spliced from 3 exons. Gene Ontology annotation, molecular function: oxygen binding; oxygen carrier activity; heme binding.